Triplophysa dalaica is the source of this 1703-nucleotide messenger RNA. RefSeq names its product protein NLRC5-like. NCBI's taxonomy places the organism in Eukaryota, Metazoa, Chordata, Actinopteri, Cypriniformes, Nemacheilidae. Gene Ontology annotation, molecular function: protein binding. The transcript is spliced from 8 exons. The record is from RefSeq and is a predicted model, not a curated record. The coding region runs from base 1 to 1425 and encodes 474 amino acids.
AUGGACACAAAGGACACAGAAAAGGCCGUGGGGAAGAUGGAGUUCUGGAGAAUAAACCUCUCAAAGAGAAAGAGCUCCAUCCUCCUAGAAGUGCUGAAACUCCAAACAGAGAAGAAACCAGUAGAGCUGAUAGACUGGACACAUGAAGAGAGUGAAGUGAGAGGAUUCCUCCAGUGUCUGCCGUACAUCUCACAACUCAGGUUCUCUACAGAGACUCUUCAGCAGCUGGUGUCAGUGGUGUGUGAAGCACAAGAUGAUGAACUGACACGCUGCUUUCUGGAGAAAGUGUCUAAAGAUCUGACCUCCUGCUCACUGACCUGGAAACAGAUUCAGUAUCUGCUACAACAUCAACCUCUAGAGUUGGACUUCAGGAAAAGCGAAAUCUCUUCUGAAAACAUCAGAGAACUUCUCCCUUGGUUGGGAAAACUACAGCUGAAAAGGUUGAGCCCCAGUUUUUUACUGUCCAACAUUGUGGAGAUUUAUGAGAGUCGUUCUCCUCAGUAUGUGUCUGGUCUGUUGAGCUCAGUUGAGAAUGACAUCAAGCUGAAGAGUAAAGUGUUGGAUUCAGUUCAGUGUGCAGCUCUGCGCUUCACUCUUCAGCACUGCAACACUGUCAAACUCAAUCUGUUCUGGACCUCCAUACCAGAUGAAGAGCUCAAGAGCUUUCUGCCUCUUCUCAACAGACUCACACAACUCAGUGUUGACAGGCAGCUGUUGCUGAAGCUGCUUCAUUGCUGCAGUUCCUCUGAUGAUCAGCAGGAGGCAGCAGAUCUUCUGCUCUCUGCUCUUCACAACAGACUGGAUUUCUCCUGCUGCUCUUCUCUGGAUCUGACAGUCACACGAAAGAAACAAAACCAUUUGAAGCUGACAAACAAAGACUGUAGAAUAAUCUCAUCUGUGCUUCAGAAAACUCAAAAUGUUGUGAAGUUGGUUUUAGAGGACUGUGAUGUCUCUAAUACGGCCUUGAAAGAACUUCUGCCUAUUCUGUCUCAAGUUCAGCUCAGCUGUAGUAAAGGUCUACUGCUGCAGCUUCUAUGCUGUAUCAGUAAAGGAACUAAGAGAAGCUCUGUGAGGUGGACUGGAGCUCUUUCACAGGCUUUAGGAGAAGAGCUGGACCUCAGUCACACUCAGAUGGAUCAGAGAGCUUGUGAACAGCUGGCGGUGUUUCUGGAAUAUUCUGAUGGACUGACAGAACUGGACCUCAGUCACUGUAAACUCACUGAUCAAUACAUGGAGACACUGUUACCACAUCUACACAAGACUCAGACUCUGGAUCUGAGUCACAACAUUAUUACAGAUGAAAUAGCAAACAGAAUCCACAGAGUUGUUUCCACUCACAACAAUAUUCAGACAGUACGACUCUUUGGAAACAGAAUCAAAGACAGAAAACCGUUUACCGGUGACAAGAGAUUUGAAAUAUGGUGAAGACGCUGAACUGUAACUCAGUGCCAUCAAGAGGAUGUAAAUAAAUCACACACUACAAUGUGCACCUCUGUAUAAAACCUGUGUUUAUAUUUAAGAUGCAAUCUGUAACCCUUUUAGAGAAUAAGAAUUAUAAUAAUGAGUUAUAAAUUAAGAGUUUGGGUAGAUUUUGCAGGAUUGUAGCUUUAGAAUGAUAGACCUGAUAUACUACAUAACCAUAUAAGUUCCUACAAUAUUUAUACAAUGUGUGCAAUAAUAACUAAUAAAAUGAUAUUUGUAAC